This is a messenger RNA of Alosa sapidissima (American shad), 1309 nucleotides long. Its product is annotated as calcium-binding mitochondrial carrier protein SCaMC-1-like. Gene Ontology annotation, molecular function: calcium ion binding. The transcript has 3 exons. Bases 830 to 1309 code for a protein of 159 amino acids. The record is from RefSeq and is a predicted model, not a curated record. Lineage: Eukaryota; Metazoa; Chordata; Actinopteri; Clupeiformes; Clupeidae.
GCUUGCUUGCGUAGCCAGCUUACGCGAAGAGCAGACGGAAGGAAACGAGCCUGUUGCCUCAAAGGCGAUAUAUAGGCUACAUUCAGGGAACAUUUAAAGACACAAGUUCAGCAGGAACAUACACACCGUGUGUGUGUGUGUGUGUGUGUCUGAGAGUCGUUGUCCAUGGGAUUUAGGUCUUGCGAGUCGUGAGUCGUGGUGCUCUUCCUUCCAACCCGAUGUGUUGAAAUUUUCAAGUGUGCGUCUGCGUGGGGGACUGGCAGCAGAACGAGCGAGUGCGUGACGACGACGACUACGACAGUGUUGCAUGUUGAAAUAGCCUUAACGGCAUGUUAUGAUGAUGACACGUAAUCUACAUGGGUCGCUGCAGGGUCUGCGAAUAUGACACGGGAUUAUCCGUGCAGAAAGGACUGUACGUUUCGGAUUUCUGACCGGAGAGAGACGGAGCAGUUAUAUGUCUCAUAGGGAGGAGGCAUGGGGGUUCUGAAACCACGGUGACUCCAAUCCGGGCUUCCUGAUUCACCGAUUGUCGGUCCGUUUUUCCCCGUCAUAAUUUUGUUUUAGAAAAAAAUAAUAACAGGCCUAUAUUGACUGCCUAACACCGCUUGUGUUGUGCUGUGGAUCAUUCGACUUGAUCGUUUUCCUUGCGCGCUUGUGCUACAGCCUACUGCGCGGGUAUAACUUACUUUUGGAGGACGAAUCGAGAAUGGCUGCACCUUCCCCAAAGAAGUAUGACUGAGUGUGUGUAGGGAGUCUUGCCAUUGGCCUGUGUUGCUGCUGAUUGUUGACACUGGGGCUGCUCUACACACACACACACACACACACACUCAUGACGGCAAAAAUAGGCUUCCCUCCUCUUUGGAGUCGAGCUCGGUGCUUGGACAGCGGUGUUGAUCCCGAACGGGAGCAACGGUGGGCCGAGCUGUUCGAUGAGUUGGACCUUAACAAGGAUGGGCGCAUCGACGUCAGUGAGCUGCGGGCCGGGCUCGCCGCACGAGGGCUUCUGUCGCGGGGCUCCGUGGAGGAGAAGAUAGUGCGUGCUGGUGAUAGGAAUGCGGACGGCCAGCUGGACUUUGAGGAGUUCUGUCAGUACCUGCACUCCCACGAGCGCCGCCUCAGGCUCAUGUUCCGCAGCCUGGACCGCAACAACGAUGCCUCCAUGAAGGGGCGCUCCGCAGCUCUCCAUGUUCGCCCUGUUCCGCACCAUCGUGACGGAGGAGGGCCGAUGGGGCUGUACCGCGGCAUCGCCCCCAACUUCCUCAAGGUCAUCCCAGCGUCAGCAUCUCCUACGUGGUCUACGAGAACAUGA